AGGAAGAGGAGGGUGAGAAAGACUCAAAGACAGUGAGAGAGAGGAGAGAGGAGAGAGGAGAGAGGAGAGAGGGGACAUCGGAGCGUGGAACAGGUUCUCUCUGCAGCUCUCGCACUCACACUCAGCAGACAUGCCCAACUUUGCCGGCAUCUGGAAGAUGAAGAGGAGUGAGAAUUUUGACGAACUUCUCAAAGCUCUGGGGGUGAACGCCAUGCUGAGGAAGGUGGCCGUGGCGGCGGCCUCCAACCCUCACGUGGAGAUCCGUCAGGACGGCGAGCAGUUCUACAUCAAGACGUCCACCAGCGUGCGGACCACCGAGAUCAACUUCCACGUGGGGGAAGAGUUCGACGAGGAGACGGUGGACGGACGGAAGUGCAGGAGUCUCGCCACCUGGGAGUCGGAGAACAAGAUCCACUGUCAGCAGACCCUGGUGGACGGCGAGGGCCCCAAGACCUACUGGACCCGGGAGCUGAACGGAGACGAGCUCAUACUGACUUUCGGGGCGGACGACGUGGUUUGCACGCGGAUCUACGAACGGGAGUGAAGCUCUGCCGUCCUCCGCCGGACAAACCCCACAGCGCUCUGUCACGCUAACACGCUAACGCAUUCUGCAAAGCACCCUGUGUCAUGUCUGCAUCGUCUGCAUCGUCUCCACCCACAGUAGCAGCCUUCCUAGAGCCUGGUAAUCGGUAGUGAGUCUUGUAGCUGGAUGUCUGGAGUGUCUGUAUAU
This is a messenger RNA of Salarias fasciatus (jewelled blenny), 730 nucleotides long. RefSeq names its product cellular retinoic acid binding protein 1a (gene crabp1a). Gene Ontology annotation, molecular function: lipid binding. The transcript is spliced from 4 exons. NCBI's taxonomy places the organism in Eukaryota, Metazoa, Chordata, Actinopteri, Blenniiformes, Blenniidae. Bases 131 to 544 code for a protein of 137 amino acids. The record is from RefSeq and is a predicted model, not a curated record.